AUGACUUCGGAUGCCAUCUCCCUGCUCGACCUCGCUGCGCAUUAUGGCAUCAAAGUCUCGGACAUUGUGCACUUCCGAUCUGAAGACCCGGGAUCCCUGACAUCAAAUUAUCCAUGCGAAGAGGUCACCACCGGCCCGGGCAUGCUUCUCGUCUGCAAGAUCAUCGACGCACUACGGCGCUGGGACACGCAUAGCAUCUACUCCGACGAGGAUGUCGCGAAAGUCGGCGCGCUUGUGACAAGCAAUGUCAAGACCGUUCAUUCUGCGCAGGUGCGCGAUGAGAUCGAGCACGUCACUGGCGCAGCUUCUAAUGGCCCAACGAAGCCGUGGGAUGUCCCUCGCUUGACGGUGGAAACUCUGCUUAAGGGAUUACUCGACAGAGACGUCACUCGAGAUAGCGCCGUGCACGUCAAUUCCAAUGAGCCGGUGGUGCUGGUGAAUCUGGAUGGAGACAAUGCUGGGCGUGAGGACGCGGAAAAGCGAGACACGCUGAAUUAUGUCGUGGAUAUUGCGACGACAGAAUUGCGCGACGUGUGGAAUAUUUGGCCAGUGAGGGUUUAUGGGGCGUAUGGUCUUCCGAUGGCGAAGCCAGGAUAUGGUCAAGGGGAUGUCGAAGAGGGUUCUGUCCCGGGAUUUUCCAUCACAUUGCUGAACGUGGUGAAUACCGAUAUUGGAGGACCGAGCAUGCCGCAGUUGUUGGAUGCGUCGUGUGACGCGACCGAAUGGGGUUGGGUCGUCAGGAAGGAACUCUGGCGGGACCGCGACUUGGUAAGCCGAGAAGACCAUGAGUUUGUUUCCGACCAGCAAGCUGGCGUUACUGCAGAUGCGGACAAUGCAUCUGAACACUCAUUGGGAAGUGCAGAUGAUGAGGACGAUGGGUCUGUCGGCUCGGAUGCUCCGAGCCUGGCGAUCUUGAACAGUCCCGGGCAGCCACAUGCUGGUUCGCCAGAUCAGGAGCCUGAAUUGACCGAGUUGGUCGGAAGUGGAGAGGAAGAUCACCACACUGGACGGACGAUGGAAGACUUCCAGAGCCGCGAGAAUCAACCUUCAGCACACCAUGAUAACACAGCCGCGGGCGACAGCGAUGACAAGGAUACCAACAAGCAAGAUCUUGCAGAAAUAGCAACUCGGGAACAAGCCACUCCGCAGGACAUGCCACUGCCAGAACCUCUCCGCAUCGAGCAUCCAACGUGGGAUCGGCACGACGACAGCAUGUCGUUGCUUGACUUGAUCAAGGCUCAGGCGUCGAUGAUCGCGCCGUUUGGGGAAGGGACUGCAGGCCACGGCGUCGCUGAUGUGGAAGGCAAUGUAGCCGAGUCGAAAACCACAGGCGAUGCGGCCGAGGUGCAAUCUGCGAGUCCGGAGUCUGGCAGCAACCCUGAUGUUGUCGAGUCUGCAGCAGCCGGAGCACGUCAGACAGAGGAGCCAUCUCCCCUCGACGAGGAGUAUGUGGUGAUUUGA
Cladophialophora carrionii CBS 160.54 is the source of this 1461-nucleotide messenger RNA. RefSeq lists its product as uncharacterized. NCBI's taxonomy places the organism in Eukaryota, Fungi, Ascomycota, Eurotiomycetes, Chaetothyriales, Herpotrichiellaceae. The transcript has a single exon. The record is from RefSeq and is a predicted model, not a curated record. Bases 1 to 1461 code for a protein of 486 amino acids.